Messenger RNA from Mya arenaria, 2210 nucleotides. RefSeq lists its product as uncharacterized. The record is from RefSeq and is a predicted model, not a curated record. Lineage: Eukaryota; Metazoa; Mollusca; Bivalvia; Myida; Myidae. The transcript is spliced from 2 exons. The coding region runs from base 340 to 2004 and encodes 554 amino acids.
CACACUGUACGGCUUGUUGAUGUUGAUUUUUUAUGUGGGUGAAAAACACGCUGGGAUAUCCCUAGAUGUUUCAUUCAUUGCAAAUUCUUUCGCGGUGGUGAAAAUGUGUUUUCGUUAUAUCAUUUUUAUGAUCAAUUGAAAAGUGCACGAAAAGGAUGUAAAACGGUUUCAUGUUUUAUGAGUUCAUACUUUCGCACGCAUGUUUGAUUGUGAGAAAUGUUGUUAUAUUGAAGUGUGUGUCAAAACAAAUAUUACAGAUAAUAGCAAACUUUAAACAUCACAUUGUAAAUGAUGGAUAAUGAUAAAUGAAACGAAUGAAAUAUUGCUGACACACCGGCAAUGCUAAAACACAGAGUUUCAAAUGCUGGUCAACACGGCGCAGCGGCUGCCGCCGCCAAAACCGCCCUUGGAAACCAAACACAGCCACCCCCAAACAGCAAAGUCGCUAGCGAUCCUAUGCCUCCAUUCCAACCAACUGGGUGUUCUAGUGACACGAUGCCGGGACAUCCUCAGAUAGGCCACGUUAGCAAUAUGGAACCGGGACACAACCCAACAGGUCAGGCUAGCAAAACGAUUCCGGGACAUACUCCGAUUGGUUAUGCUAGCAAUACGACGCAGGGACACAAUCCGAUAGGUCACGCUAGCAAUACGGUAUCGGGACACAGUUUGGCAUAUAGCACUGCUCGCGGAACAGUAUCGGGACACACUACGGGAAAUAGCCAAACGUACAGUGCUAGCGGUACGGAGUCGGGACAAUCUCAAGCUUACGAUAUAAGUAAUGCGUCUGCCCGAAAUGAAUUCGCAACACCGGUGCACACCACCAGUAACACCGGACGGAUACCGGUGUUACAAAAUUCCAAUGACUACAGCAGUGGUUAUCAUGUGUCAUCACAAAUGUGCAAUAGCGGUAACGAAGGAAUUCAAAAUGCUUCAGGCGUAGGAGAAUAUCAACAACAAUACAAUACCAAAUAUGCCUAUCCGGAACAAGUUGGCGAUGCUAAUUUAGGUCAGGAACAGAGUGCAACUGGACAAAAUAUAAGCGUGGCAAAUCAGUCAAAAGUGCCUUUGAUUAUAACAACGGCGUCCACUGCUAAAGAGGGUGUUCGAAUCAUAGAUGAGAAGUAUGACUCAUUGGGACAUCUAUCGGCGAGUCCAACAAAAUCUCCCCUGGGGUCACCGUUGAGCGAUGGUGGGCAAUUUUCGUUCACUGAUAUUGUCAUGUCACAAAAAUUCCGCGACGGAGUGAAUGAACAAGAUUUACUGCAGGUGGAUACGUUUUACAGAAGUCACAAGUCUGAAGUGUUCGUCUGUGGGUGCCUAGCAAAUCUGUAUUUUGGUUCUACGAAAGCCUCGGUUUCCAAUGAUCAGUGGUCAUUUUCGUCAACAGGAAUCCCGUUACUUUUAUUAAACUCUGGGGAACACCAUAGAGAAAGAAAGCUCUUUAUCAUACUGGCUGAAAAGGGAACGGGGUUUACUUUAUGGCGAGAUGUUAUUGAUAACCUCACCAGUUAUAAAACACCAAAUGUAAACUUCCAUACAAUGCAUCUUUCAAAAGACCACACGAAACUUGCUGGACUUAGUUUCGAUGACGCUGGUAAAGCAAAAGAGUUUUAUGGUCACCUAGAAAAGCUCACGGCAGACCCUGAUGACGAUUUGUUGAAAAUUGGUGGGUCGAAGAAGAAGAAAUCUGUUAAAGAUAAGAAGAAGAAAAUUAAACUACCUAAGAAAACAGAAAUCUCACAGCCAUGCUGUUUCGUACACGUCACAAAACUUGACAGACCAGUCUCUGAAUCGGAUUUAACAACCCAUACCAAAGGAACUUCAAACGAAAUAUCAGCUCCUUUCAACUUUCAGCACGUCACAGGAACUCCCGGAAAUGAACCACAUUCUCUUUCCGGAAGUUUGCCAAAUAUAAUGGGGAGCAAAUUAACUUUGACGAGUACAAAUAGUAUAGAUUCUGGGUUAUCUGACGAUAGGACUUCUUCUCGGACGUCUAAGUCAUGAUUGUUAUGAUUAACUGUAUGUUUAUAAAUGGUGCCAUAAAUGAAAGACAAUUCCAGCGAUAUACAGAAUUAUUUCAACCGAAAAUUCAUAAAGACAGGCCACUAAACUGAAAGAAUCACUUCGUCAGUUAGUUUUGAGGCUAUGUGUUUUUAAAUAUAUGUAUCAAACAUAAGUUUGCCAAUAUUAAAUCUGUCGCAUACCCACAA